Messenger RNA from Danaus chrysippus (African queen), 1017 nucleotides. The record is from the annotation of a GenBank genome assembly. Lineage: Eukaryota; Metazoa; Arthropoda; Insecta; Lepidoptera; Nymphalidae.
AUGAUGAAUGGAUUAAGCCAUCCGGAGGCGCAGUGCGAGCCGACCAGCCUGGAGUACAUGGAGGAUCCGUACUUCGUGCCUCCGGAUGACCAGUCAACACCCAGCUUCGACGUGGCCGUUGAUGAAUUGGACGAUCUGAGUGAUACGGUCACCUGGCCUCACGAUGACACAGAAACUGACUGGCGCACGUUACCCGACCUCGCUGAAUCAGCACUCUGCAUAGAAACUGAAUUCUACAUGGACAAUCGUAGACGUAGAUUGAGAAUAUUCAAGAAGAAAAUAAGAGAAGUCAGAGUUACCUUCCAGGAUCUAUCCAAACCGUACCUAGCUAAGGUCUCGAGCCACAAGAACUACAAAAAGUUUUUAGGUAUUACGCCAGGAGUAUAUAAUAUACUUGUUCUAUCAGCCGAGGAAGCAAUGCCAGGGUCUGGUGCUGGCGACGCUCAUACCCCUGACGAGCUGGCAGGUCUGACCCCGGAACAGGCGGAACAACUACGAGCUGAGUGGAGCCGGGAACUGGCCAGGGUGGAAGACGAGAUAUCAACGCUGAGGACUGUGUUACAGAGCAAAAUCCGCCAGAGCUCCGAUUUGAAACGUAAACUUGGCAUCACCGUAUGGAAGGAAAUAACUGAGGACGUCAACCAGGGCUUGAAGAACGUCAAGGAGAGCCAAGUUUAUCAAACGAUAGAAACACGCGUGGGUGAACUUACAAAGGCUGUUACUGACACGCACAUAUACCAAAAAACUGAGUCUGUGAUAAAAUCAACGGCUGAGAAGACGACCUCCAUCCUAGGAGGCAUCACGGCCGGUGUGAGCAGCAAGCUCGGGCAGAUGAGGAACUCGGACUCGUUUAGAUCCAUAGAGGAGCGGGUGGGGAGCGCUUACGAGAACGUUAAGGGCAAGGUAGCAUCCCGUUCCAAUUCUACUCAGAGCUUCGACGAGGCCCUUCGUGACGCGAGCCGCUCGGCCAGUGGCGCCACCUCGCCCUCCAUACCGGAGAACAAACCACUGCCUUAA